GCAAGUGUCGGACCAAUCAGAAUUAAAAGAAAUGGCUGCGUGGGAAUGCUCGUAUCUAGCCAAUCAGGAAUGUGGCACUGUGUGAGAGGCGUGGUUUAACGCCCAGUCACUCGGCUGGUAAUGUGUGUGCCUCAGAAUUCGUGUGGAGCUGGUGUUGGGGGAUGCGAAGUGUCACUCACGCCCUGCAGAUAGCCUUCACCGGAGCGCUUCAUAGAGGUGCUGGCCUGCUUCAGAGCUGCGAAUAUAUUGAAUGAAAGCUUGUGGCUUUUCAGGUAACAUCCAGUUAAAUAAAUCGUCCAAGACUUCUUACUGGAUCUAAUUUUCUUUUGUUUUCAUCAAAGUGAAAAAUGGGCAAUGGUCUUUCCGAACAGACUCCUAUCCUGUCUGGCUUACCUACCUUUCAAUCUUUCCAUAUAGUUAUCCUUGGUUUGGACUGUGCUGGAAAGACAACAGUGCUAUACAGAUUACAAUUUAAUGAAUUUGUUAACACUGUUCCUACAAAAGGAUUUAAUGCUGAGAAAAUAAAAGUGCCUCUUGGUAAUGCUAAAACAGUGACUUUCCACUUUUGGGAUGUUGGUGGUCAGGAAAAGCUAAGGCCUCUUUGGAAAUCCUACACAAGGUGCACAGAUGGGAUUGUAUUUGUCGUGGACUCAGUAGAUACUGAAAGAAUGGAGGAAGCAAAAACGGAAUUAUAUAAAAUUACCAAAACCUCUGAGAACCAAGGUGUCCCUGUUCUUAUAGUUGCUAAUAAGCAGGAUCUCAGGAACUCUUUAUCGCUACCUGAAAUUGAGAAGCUUUUGGCACUGAAGGAACUGAGUUCCUCAACGCCAUGGCAUUUACAGCCUACUUGUGCAAUUAUAGGUGAUGGACUGAGGGAGGGAAUAGAGAAACUAUAUGAAAUGAUCAUUAAACGCAGAAAAAUGCUCAAACAACAGAAAAAGAAAAGAUGAACUUAAUUUUCAUGUUAUAGCAUUAAAAUAAAAUGUAGUUCUGGCGUCAAUUUGCCGUAAACAGGUCUGUAUCAGAUGCCCUGGCAGCCUGGUGUAAUGCUGUUUUAAGUUAUGACAUCUUCAUUUUCAGCACGCAGGCUUUCUCUUGAACGUUCUGCCAGUCUUAACACCAUCAGUGUUUCAAGUUUUCAUAAACAUCAGGAAUAACUAAAUUUUGUAUGUCGGUGGCUGAAAUAAUCUAGUCAUUUACAAUGAUGAACACACUUGGAAUGUUUGCAGGGUGUUGAAUUAUCAUAGUGAGACUUUUAAAGAAUAAGUUUAGUAUACGAAGUGAUACAAAUUUUAUGAGAGAGGAUGUAUGGAUAAAAUCCCAUUUAAUGAAAAUCUAAUGCAUACUUGCAAAGAAAACCAUCUAAUAACGUAAAUAUAAAAUUAAGCUUGUAUGGGACUAAUCCUUUAGACUAAGACUAAUUUUACAACAUUAGUCUUUGCAAAACUUGUUUAUACAUGCAAUGCAUGGGGGUUCAGUCAUAUUUGUUUUUUAUGUGGAUAAUUUGAUCACUUCAAAUAAAAUGCUAUGCAUUUUAUAAAGUAUUAUCUUGAAUUUAGUUCGUAAAAGGACAUUGAAGCGAUAAAAUAACUUUGAUUUGUCACUUAGGGCCAGUAUAUAUAGUUGGGUUUGGAUAAUGAUUAUAUACAUUUGCAUAUCUGUAUUUUUUUAUAAAGUUAACUGAUUUACUAGCCACUUGUUGAUUGUGUUUUCUUUGUGAUUGUACUGUUGCUAAUCAUUCACCCUCAUUCCUAUGGGCAACCUCAAGGGUAAAUUAGGCAGUUCAUAGUUGCCAGAAUUAUAUAGCCAAUCAGAGGCUGUACUGUUUCAGACUUCAAGGGACAGUACUUUACUACCCAUUCCCAACUUUGUACAACCAAUAUUGUUAUUAUAAUAAACUUUAUAACAUUCAAACCUCUAAAUUUCUUCCGGUUUCUAAGCCUCUCAAUCACGUGUGUUGUGGUUUUUUUUUUUUUUUUUUUUGCUUUUCACAACAGACGACUGCUAGUUCGUGUGGGUCAUAUAGAUAACAUUGUGCUCACGCUCGUGGGUUCUGCACAACACAGCUAAAAUGCAAGUCAAUAGAUAAUAGUCAUGUGAUCAGGGGGCUGUCAAGAGGCUUAGAUACAAGGUAAUCACAGAGGUUAAAAGUAUAUUAAUAUAACCAUACUGGCUGUGCCAAACUGGGGAAUGGGUAAUAAAGGGAUUAUCUAUAUUAUUUUUUUUUUUUUUCAAUAAAAAUGUUUGAGUUGACUGUCCCUUUCAUUUAUAUAAAAAAAAAAAAAAAAUCUUAGUUUUAUUUUUUUUCCCUUUCCCCAUACCUGCAUCAAUUCAGGUACAUUUAUGUCCUGCAAAAAUUAAACGUCUACAUAUGCUGCACUUUUAGGUGAUGUAUUAAAGUUAAUGUAUUACUUCCAUGCCCCAUUUAAAUGCUUUGAAUUUGAGCAACAGUAUUCAGUUUGGUUUCCAAAAUACUCAACAUUCACAUUAGCAUCAGUCUUUGAGUAAUAUUUGUUUCAAGAAGCCUUUUGUGAAAGUACAAUUUGCAGUUUUACCUUUUCUAAUUUUGUGUCCACGUACUAUGUAAAGUAAACAUGCACAUUCCAUACCACAUUCUAAACACAUGUAAGGAGGUCAAGGUAUACUUUUAAUGAGGCGUAUGCUUUGUCACUUUAUUUUACACCUUCACUGUAUAGUGAAACAUUCCUUAGAUUGGGCCUAGUGUGAGUCCAAUGAAUUAGAACUGUUAAGCAACUUCGCUCAAUAUUUCACUUAUACUGGACAUACUAACAUAUAUUCUAAGGAUAUAUGUUAGUAUGUCCAGUAUAAGUGAAAUAUUCCUACCUCCAACAGUAUUUUGGUACACUGUAAACACUAGAUCACUGUAUGAACCCAUGUUUUAUGUGCAUCUGACUUGGAUGUCUUACUAAAUGAGACAACUUUUUGUAGCAUGCAAGAGAUUAUUUUUUUUUUAUGAUAAUUUUAAGUCGGCUCAUGUGGUUGCAGUCUGUAGAGAUAAAACUGGAAAUACAAACGUCCAAAAAUAAUUGUCUUGACUACUAUCAUAACAGGGUAGUUCUACAAUCUACUUUUCUUGUUUACACAUCCAUGUUGUGUGUCCCAGCUGUCCAUGUUUUUUUUUUUUGUUUUUUUUAAAUAUAUCAAAUUGCACUUUAGUAUUUCUCUAGAUGAAUGAUUUGUCAGCUGGUAAACACUGUGCAUUUCUGGAUUGAUAUUGGUUCUGGUGGAGCUCUAUGUACCUGAUAUGGUGACAUGACUCACUGAUUUUGUAAUGUCUAUAUUUAUAGAAAUGUGGAUAUUGUCUUUGUUUUCAAUAAACAAGUCUAAACAUA
Messenger RNA from Bombina bombina (fire-bellied toad), 3353 nucleotides. It is a transcript of the gene ARL4A, whose product is annotated as ADP ribosylation factor like GTPase 4A. The record is from RefSeq and is a predicted model, not a curated record. Bases 348 to 950 code for a protein of 200 amino acids. The transcript has 2 exons. Gene Ontology annotation, molecular function: GTP binding; GTPase activity. Lineage: Eukaryota; Metazoa; Chordata; Amphibia; Anura; Bombinatoridae. Gene Ontology annotation, cellular component: cytoplasm. Gene Ontology annotation, biological process: vesicle-mediated transport; intracellular protein transport.